Sesamum indicum (sesame) is the source of this 2006-nucleotide messenger RNA. RefSeq names its product putative 26S proteasome non-ATPase regulatory subunit 3. The record is from RefSeq and is a predicted model, not a curated record. Gene Ontology annotation, cellular component: proteasome complex; proteasome regulatory particle, lid subcomplex. NCBI's taxonomy places the organism in Eukaryota, Viridiplantae, Streptophyta, Magnoliopsida, Lamiales, Pedaliaceae. Gene Ontology annotation, biological process: ubiquitin-dependent protein catabolic process; regulation of protein catabolic process. Gene Ontology annotation, molecular function: enzyme regulator activity.
CAUCCUGAUAUUCCCAGGUUUGGGGUAGUCACUCUACUCAUUCUCUUUUACUGCCUGCUUGGAGAAAGAGACCCCCAAAAGCGAACAACUCCUUCAAUUCUAGGGUUUAUCUUCGAAAUUCUCACACUGAUUCAUCCAAUCUGAGCGAAAGAAAGUAAUCGACUAGCUUUUCAUAUCGGUCCAGAUCAAUUGUUUUCUCAAGAAUAAUUUCUUCCCUCGAUUUCUGAUUUUGGCGAAAAUGACCCAAGAUGUUGAGAUGAAGGAGCAGCACCCUGCCCCCUCCAAUUCCCUCUCGUCCACCUCUCCAUCUACUCUUCAGCAUUUGAAGGACAUAGCUGCAUUGAUUGAGACGGGAGCUUACACACGAGAGGUUCGGAGGAUUGUGAGGGCUAUUCGGUGGACAAUUCAGUUGAGGAAGAAGCUAAAGGCUUCUGUGCUUCCUGCAUUUCUCAAUUUUGUGCUUGUGCCUGGAUCUGAUGCGCAUUCUCGCAUGUCUUCGUAUGUUCCGAAGGAGGAUGAGCAUGAUAUGGAAGUUGAUACCGCAACAUCUGCUGCGCAAGCUCCUGCAAAGCAUUCCUUGCCAGAACUUGAGAUUUAUUGCUAUUUGCUAAUUCUAAUAUUUCUGAUUGAUCAGAAGAGAUACAGUGAGGCUAAGGCUUGUUCUUCAGCUAGUAUUGCUCGUUUAAGGAACCUCAAUAGAAGAACUGUUGAUGUCCUAGCAUCCAGGCUCUAUUUUUACUACUCUUUAAGCUAUGAACUUACUGGUGAUCUUGCUGAAAUACGAGGUAAUCUACUUGCUUUGCACCGGACUGCAACUUUGCGCCAUGACGAGUUGGGACAGGAAACUCUUCUGAAUCUGUUGCUGAGGAAUUACCUCCACUACAACUUAUAUGAUCAAGCAGAGAAACUGAGAUCAAAGGCUCCUCGUUUUGAAGCUCACUCGAAUCAACAGUUUUGUCGCUACCUGUUUUACCUUGGAAAGAUCAGGACAAUUCAGUUAGAGUAUACUGAUGCAAAAGAGUCCCUACUCCAAGCAGCCAGGAAAGCACCUGUUUCUGCUCUUGGUUUCCGAGUUCAGUGCAACAAAUGGGCUGUGAUUGUCCGCUUACUGCUUGGGGAGAUUCCAGAAAGAACUGUUUUUAUGCAGAAAGGGAUGGAAAAAGCGCUGAGGCCAUACUUUGAGCUUACAAAUGCUGUUAGAAUUGGAGAUUUGGAGCUUUUCAAAGCAGUUGCUGAGAAAUUUGCCACCACUUUCAGUUCUGACCGAACUAACAAUUUAAUUGUUAGGCUACGUCACAAUGUCAUUAGGACAGGCUUACGCAACAUUAGUAUCUCAUACUCCAGAAUCUCACUAGCUGAUGUUGCUAAGAAGUUGAGACUGGAUUCUGCAAAUCCUGUUGCUGAUGCUGAAAGUAUUGUAUCCAAAGCAAUUCGAGAUGGUGCAAUUGAUGCUACAUUAGAUCAUGCUAAUGGAUGGAUGGUAUCGAAGGAGACGGGGGAUAUUUACUCUACAAAUGAGCCGCAGAUUGCUUUUAACUCAAGAAUAGCCUUCUGCCUAAAUAUGCACAAUGAAGCAGUUCGCGCCCUCCGUUUUCCACCUAAUUCCCAUAAGGAAAAGGAAAGUGCAGAGAAGAGAAGAGAAAGACAGCAACAAGAGCAAGAGCUUGCCAAACAUAUAGCUGAGGAGGAGGAGGAUGAGUUCUGAUGAUAAGAGGAGCAUGGCUGCGUAUGACUCUCUUAAAGUUGCACCAGAAUUAUCAACUUUCGUGCAAGAAUUUUUCAAUUCGACAGACUAAUGGGCUGUUUGUUCUCUGUAGCUUUUUGCAUUUUACUACUCGGUGUUAUAUCAGGUUCCUGUUUUAGGCUCAAAGCGUUUGUUGGCAACUUUUAUUGAGCUGAUUACAGUUAUAUGAGGUCAUAAAUUACUUUGAUUCUUGCACUGCACAAGAAAAGCAAAAUAUUUAUACCGAUGUUUGGGUUAUUCAACAGCUGUUAAUUGAGUGCUA